AAACGCAGGAUGUUACGAGUGGCUUCCGGGGCGGCCAAUCACUGUCCGAUUUGCAGCAUCCGGCUUAUGUUGCUCAGUAAUGUUGCUCGCAGAGGGGUGGUAGUGAAAGCGAGGUGGAGAAACGGGCUGCUGGUGGCGAAGAUGGCGGAUGGGGACAGUGGAAGUGAGCGCGGUGGCAGCAGCAGCGGAGGGGGAGGAGGCGGCGGCGGAGGCGGAGGAGGAGGAGGCGGCGGAGGCUUCCAGCAUUACCAGCGGGAGCCGGAGACCCAGGAGCUGGCCUCCAAGCGGCUGGACAUCCAGAACAAACGCUUCUAUCUGGACGUGAAGCAAAACGCCAAAGGCCGGUUCAUCAAGAUCGCCGAGGUCGGCGCCGGAGGAUCAAAAAGUCGGCUGACUCUCUCCAUGUCAGUGGCGGCGGAGUUCCGCGACUACCUCGGGGAUUUCAUCGAGCACUACGCGCAGCUGGGGCCUAGCACUCCCGAGCAGAUCGCCCAGUCAUCGGGCGGCGAUGACAGCGGGCCUCGGCGGGCCUUGAAGAGCGAAUUCCUGGUGCGCGAGAACCGAAAGUACUACCUCGACCUUAAGGAGAACCAGCGGGGCCGCUUUCUCCGGAUCCGCCAGACCGUGAACCGAGGCCCCGGCUUCGGUGUCGGCGGCAUGCCUGUAGCCGGCAUGCAGGCCGGACAGACCAUCGCCCUGCCGGCCCAGGGCUUGAUAGAGUUCCGCGACGCCUUGGCCAAGUUGAUCGACGACUACGGCGGCGACGACGACGAGCUGGCGGGCGGCGGCGGAGGCACGGCGGGCUUCAGCGAGCUCCCGGAGGGCACCUCCAUCAUGGUGGACUCCAAGCGCUUCUUCUUCGACGUGGGCUCCAACAAGUACGGCGUCUUCCUGCGGGUGAGCGAGGUCAAGCCCAGCUACCGGAACUCUAUCACCAUCCCCUUCAAGGCUUGGAGCAAGUUCGGGGGCGCGUUCAGCCGCUACGCCGAGGAGAUGAAGGAGAUCCAGGAGCGCCACCGGGACAAGGCGUUCGAGCACCGGGCGGCGGAAGAGUCCGAGGGCGACGACGUGGACGACGACUGACUCCUCACUUCUUUGUGUUUGUUCAUCCAGCUGACCGGACGAUGCAAAGCCAGGGAGAUAAAACAAGAUCCAGAGUGCAUGACUUUUUCAAAUUCAGAGUUUAAAAAAAAAUCUAUAUAUAUUCUAAAACGUAGAUGGAGAUAUAAGUGUGGAUCCCUAUUGGUUGAUUGAUUGAUAUAUAAUAUACAUAUGUAUUGAUAAAUAUAUAUGUAUACAUAUAUGUACAUAUAUGUGUGUAUGUAUAUAUACACACAGAUAUACAUAUACACACACACACACCUAUAUAUAUAUAUAUAUAUAUAUAUAUAUAUAUAUAUAUAUAUAUAUAUAUAUAUAUAUAUAUAUAUAUAUAUAUAUAUAGGUGCAUCUCAAUUAGAAUAUCGGGCAAAAGUUUUUGUUUUCUUUAUUUCUGGAGUCAGUUUGGACUCAAAGACCAAAUUUCCCUCCAUGUAGCGAAUGUCUAGAACAGGGGUGUCCAAACAUUUUCCAAAGAGGGCCGCACACGAAAAACUUAAGCAUGCGGGGGCCAUUUUGAUAUUUUUCAUUUUCAAACCAUAACAAAAUAUAUGGAUUUUUUUUUUUAUCACAAAAAAUUUUAAAAUAAGUCAAAUUAUUAUUUUUUUUUAUUUAUUUAAGGCUGACAGUAAAUCUCUAUAUCAACUUGAGGUGGAUAUAAAGUAAAACAAAUAAGGUUUUAUGCCUUUUCUGUCAAAGACAACUUUGUUUAUUAAUUGUAAAACUUAAAUAUGCAGUAUUUAGAUAGAUAGUACUUUAUUGAUUCCUUCAGGAGAGUUCCUUUAUUUAGCAAUUAAAGCCUUCAAAGAUCAAUAAUGAAGGACACCAUUGAUUUGAAUUAUUUAAUAUUUUUGAGUAAUCACAGUGAAAAGUUAAAUAAAAUCCUAAUUAUAUUUGAGAUCCGAAAGGUUUCCCACUUAUAAAGUGAUACAUUUUUAUUAAUUGUUUUUGUACUUUUGACACUUAAAUUUCAAGAUCAACUUCCGAUAUAUCUGUCGAUUUUAAGUUUGACAUAUUGUUUUUUUUUGUUUUAUGCUCUUUUGUCAAAACAUUGAUGUUUUUAUAUGGCAACCACACAACAUAUGCAAUAUUUUUUCCACAUAAAACAUUUUAAAGUGAUAAUUUUUAAGUAAUAAUUAAUUAAAACAGAUUUUUUUGUCCUUUUUUUUUUUAGCAAUGGAAAAAAGAAAAUAAAGACAAAAGGAACAAAAAAACUGCCUGCAUGGCAGCUUUGUGUCAAUAUUGCCACUUUUUCUCAUUAGAUUUCACCUCAUUCCACUUUUUUUUAAAUGUUUUUUUAAAUUUUUGCAACACUAUCAAUUUUGCUGUUUUUGCAGAAUGUGUGGCGGGCCAGUGAACAAUUAGCUGCGGGGCGCAAAUGGCCCCCGGGCCGCACUUUGGACACCCCUGCUCUGGAAUAUAAGUAGCAUCAUGUCUGCACCAUCAGCAAAGUAGCCACAUUUUAAAGUGCAUGCAGAGGCGUAGAUUAAAAUGGCGACCACUCAUACGUAAAAUGUUCACGCCAAUGUUGGUUGACGCCAAUUUGGGAAUUUUUUUUGUAGCUCACGAACCUGACGACUAUAGAAGACUGAGGUUGAUAGAAUUAGCGGCCGUAAUCGUAGCUUUCCCUGUUUGAGUUUUCUUACUUUGUUAAACCUAUUUGCUAAUAUAUAACCUGAGCUGUACUUCGUAAAAUCAGCAAAAUAAUCUGUCACUUUGAAACAAGCAUACUUUUAAAAAAUAUUCUAAAUGAGAUGCAUCAUUAUGUGACUUGUCUAUCCGAUAGCAGUACGGUCGAGCAGGCGCACCCUACUUCCUGGUUGAGAGCCAAUCAAAAGAGCUCACCUGUCGUUUGUGUUUUGGACGGCGUCAGUCGUGACUUAUACCCGCCUCUACGGACCAAGACUGGCCAAAUGGAGGGUGUCCAGCUUGGACGGGACAUCCCCACCCCCGCCCCGACUCACACACCGGCAGGUGUUCUGUUACAAGCACACGGCCCGUUUGGAUUAUGUGGACGACGGCCCGACACACACCUGUCCCUUACCUCCAUGCUUCUUGGUGUGUGUCCCCUCAAGGUGCUACUUGUUUUAGAACCGGCACAUCCCAUCUCCACUCUGGAGGACCAUGUCCUGUGGGUCAAAGCCGUCAUUCGGAUCUCUCCACCCGAGGAACUGUUGAAUGCCCGAUUGUAAGACCAACGAGGUGCUGUGGGAAAACAAAAAGAUGCAAAAUAACUAAAUGUAUACUGGGAGAGAUUUAAAAAACCCAAAAACAAUUAUAGAUAACAUUAUUUUUCAAAAAGAGAUAUUUAUCGUCUCAAAUGAGACUUUUAUUUAAAGAAAAAAGUGGCUUAUUUAACAAACACUACACUUUGAUAUUUCUUCAUGCCUGCUUUUGUUUUCCUUUAGAGCGGGGGUGUCCAAAUUGUAACUUCAGUUUAUUUUUAUUCUGAAAUGGCACUCAAAAUAUAUAUUGUUAAUUAGUAUAGGUCAGGGGUGUCCAAACUUUUUCCACUGAGGGCAGCACACUGAAAAAUCAAAGCACAUGGGGGCCAUUUUGAUAUUUUUUUCAUUUUCAAAACCAAUACAAUAUACUUUAUUUUUGGGGGGGGGCUCCCUCAAGUUAGGUCCUAAGGACCCAGAAGGGUUUCACUCUUAAACAAGGUUCAUAAUACCAUAUUUCUUUGAAUUGCCGCCGGGGCGCUAAUUCAUUUAAAACCUCUUCUCACUCCUGCGCUUACCAAAGGCAUGCGGUAAAAAUUUGAGUGUGAUGUAAGCUUGGACCUUAAAUCCUACUGAAUAGCUCUUAAUCUUCUUCCCUUUAUGCAAUUUCAAAUUACCGGUAUUGAAAUCAGCCUCCUCCAUUUUGGAAAAUGAUGACAGGGGAAGUGUCACUCGUGUCGUCACAAGUUUGACCGGGCGGUAAUACUAAGCAUGCGCUAAUUAUUUUGGGAAGCGAGUUUGACCUGACAGUAAUUCAAGGCAGGCGCAUACUAUAUGACCUGCGGCAAUUCAAGGAAAUACGGCAAGUCAUAUAUUAUUUUUUUCAUAAAACCCUUGAAUCUCUAAUUCUACUUAAUUAUUUUUAUCACAUUUUACAAGCUGUUUGUCGAAACCCUAUUUUUUGGGUCAAAAAUACAAAAUAUACAAUAUUUUUCUCCCAAAAAAUUUCAAAGUGGAAUAUUUGAUGUGAAGUAAUUUGAUGCCUAAAUAGGUCAAUAAAUAAUAGCAAAAUUGAUUAGAAUUUAUUAUCUUUUUUUAAAAAAUUUUUAAGCAAAGACAGUUAUAUUAAAUUCCACUAAAAUUCUUAGGGAUCCAAAAGUGACCCACUCAUAAAAAGGUCAUGCUUUUUUUUUUUUCAUUCAACACUUAAAUCUCUAUAUAAGCUUCAGAUAAAAUAUAUUGUAAUUGGUUUAGUAUAUUUAUAACAAUCAUUAGUAUAAUUAGUAUGGCAAUUUUUUUUUUCUAAUUUUCAUAUUUUUAUGUUUGUUGUAUUUUUGUCCUUUUAGUCCUUAAAUCAAUAAUUUAUAGCAACAUUGAUUUUUAUUCAUUAUUAUUUUCUGAGAAGUUAUUUAAAAAAAUGGUGUUAUUGGGGUCAACAAUGCAACUUUUUCUCGUUGCAUUUCACCUAUUUGCUCUUUUAUUCCACUUUUUAUUGUUUAAAAAAUAUAUAUAUUUUAGUAUUUUUACAAUGACGUGCUGCGGGCCGGUAAAACAUUAGCUGCGGGCCGCAAAUGGCCCCCGGGCCACACUUUGGACACCCCUGUUAUAGGUUGACCUACAUUAAAUCAUUUUUAAAUGUCCCAAGCAUGUUUUUUUUUGUUGGAUCAAGUUUGCACACCCCUGCCUUAGAGGAAAUGUAACAAAUUAUUGGCACUCCGCAGCACUCCAGCUCACUUUACAGAGCAUCAGCACUCCUUUUUUUGUCACCUUUUGUCCUCCAUCAGCUUCCAAAAAAACCCCAAAACGCCUCCAUCGUCAACUAUUUGUUCUUUUACGCCCUACCCCCAACAUUUUGGUUUUGCAUGCCUUGUGUUCUUUUUCUUUGCGUAUACGAUGUUGAGUGCUCUAUACGAUGGUAUUUAUCCCCCCCCCAAAAAAUGUCAGACCAUAUUGUGUAUGACGAGAAAAAAAAAAGUUUAUGUCUAAGCUCGAUGAUAUGUUUUAAACAAAAUGCGCUUUUGAAGUUUUAAACUCAAUGCGCUUUUGGGGAAUCACGUCAUUGUCCCACUUCCUUUUUGUGUUGAAUUUUACUCAAAACAGCGAGAAAUGACACACGAUAAAAUAGUUUUGUUCUUUUCUAUUGAUAUAGGUAUAAUAUAUAGAUAUAUUUAGAGAUAUAUAACACAUGAGAUUGAAAGACAUCCAUACUUUCUGUACCGUGUUCCGUGAAAUGGCAGCUGUUUUGGUCAUGUGUGUUCUGCUGUAAAGUUCUUUGCAACCAGAAAUAAUAAUAAAAAAAAUGUUUUUUUGCCCAUGA
Molecule: messenger RNA, 5577 nt
Organism: Nerophis ophidion (straightnose pipefish)
Lineage: Eukaryota; Metazoa; Chordata; Actinopteri; Syngnathiformes; Syngnathidae
Product: transcriptional activator protein Pur-beta-like
Exons: 1
Coding region: 10-1083 (357 amino acids)
Biological process (GO): regulation of transcription by RNA polymerase II
Cellular component (GO): nucleus
Molecular function (GO): RNA polymerase II transcription regulatory region sequence-specific DNA binding; DNA-binding transcription factor activity, RNA polymerase II-specific; purine-rich negative regulatory element binding
Source: RefSeq, a predicted model, not a curated record